Molecule: messenger RNA, 2358 nt
Organism: Effrenium voratum
Lineage: Eukaryota; Dinophyceae; Suessiales; Symbiodiniaceae
Source: the annotation of a GenBank genome assembly
AGUUUUUGGGCUCCGGGCACAGGGCCUGCUAAGAGUGGAAGCCUGUGUCCGCAAGUGGAUGUGAGAUCUGACAGGCAUGCCUGAUGGUGCAGAUGAUGGGAAGAAGAGCUACUCCAUGGGCAUAGACCUGGGAACUACUUACUCAUGUGUUGGUAUCUUCAAGGAUGGAGAGGUGCAAAUCAUUGCGAAUGACCAAGGCAACCGGACGACGCCCUCUUACGUCGCCUGGACAGACAAAGAACGACUGCUGGGAGACGCCGCCAAGAACCAGGUAGCGAGCAACCCGACCAACACGGUUUUCGAUGCAAAGCGCUUGAUCGGCCGGACAUUUCAGGACCCCAUCGUACAAGCCGAUCUAAAGCUGUGGCCAUUCCGGGUUGUGUCGGAUGGAUCGCCAGACGACAAGCCGCUGAUAGAGGUGAUGUACCAGGAUGUGGCGAAGAAAUUCCAUCCUGAGGAGAUCUCUUCUAUGAUUCUUACCAAGAUGAAGCUGACCGCAGAGGCCUUUGUGGGGCAGCGUGUGCGCAAUGCUGUCAUCACCGUACCAGCGUAUUUCAACGACUCUCAGAGGCAAGCGACAAAGGACGCUGGCGAGAUUGCUGGAUUGAAUGUUUUGCGAAUUGUCAACGAGCCCACCGCGGCUGCAAUUGCAUAUGGACUGGACACAAAGUCCAAAGAAAAAAAGACCAAAUCCGGGGAGAAGGAGACAAACAUUUUGGUGUUCGACAUGGGCGGAGGGACGUUUGAUGUUUCUAUCCUGACGAUCACCGACACCGUGUUCGAGGUGAAAGCCACCGCUGGUGAUCCACACCUGGGCGGGGAGGAUUUCGACAACCGUAUGCUCAGCUACUGCAUAUCGGAGUUUCGGCGCAAGCACAAGUCGGAUCCCACGCGGAACCAGAGGGCAAUACGACGGCUCCGAACGCAGUGUGAACGGGCAAAGCGGCAGCUGUCCACCCAAACAUCUGUCACUAUCGAGGUGGACAGCUUGCACGAGGGCCAGGACUUCAAUCUUCGCCUUUCGCGUGCCAAGUUCGAGGAGCUGUGCAUGGACUACUUCAAGAAGGCCAUGGAGCCUGUCUCCCAGUGUUUGGGCGACAGCGGCUUGCCCAAAUCGCAGAUCUCAGACGUAGUGCUUGUUGGCGGCUCCACACGCAUCCCCAAAGUCCAAGAGCUGAUCAGCUCCUUCUUCAAUGGAAAGCAGCUGUGCAAGGAGAUCAAUCCAGACGAAGCUGUGGCGUAUGGAGCCGCUGUGCAAGCGGCGAUUGUCUCUGGCACAGGAACGGAAGAAGUUGAAAAUAUGCUGCUCUUGGAUGUGGCGCCGCUUUCAUUGGGAAUUGAGAUGGCCGGAGGCAUGAUGCAGAAGCUGAUUGAGAGGAACAGCACCAUUCCCACAAACAAAAGCCAGGACUUCACCACGGCAGAAGAUUAUCAAGAUUACGUUGAGAUCAAGGUGUAUGAAGGAGAGCGCGCAAUGGUGAAAGACAACAACUAUUUGGGCAAAUUUGUGCUGACAGGGAUCCCCAAGACGUUGCGAGGUGUGCCAAAAAUCAAGGUCACCUUCAAUGUGGACUCGAAUGGGAUCCUGGAAGUGACCGCGGAGGAUAUGAAGACGCACCGCAAGGGCGAAAUCCAGAUCACGAAUGAGAAAGGCCGAUUGUCACAGCGGGAUAUUGAGAGGAUGCUGCAGGAUGCUGAGGCUCACAAGGAGGAGGAUGAUCUUGCAAGAGGCGAGAUGAUGGCACGUGAGUCGAUCACGGUGUAUAUGAGACGGACUAGGAAGGCGCUGGAGGAUAUAGAUUCAGAGAAGAUAUUAAAGCGAGACCGCGAACGGCUCGAGAAGAAGAUGGAGGAGGUUGACUUGUGGCUGGAUGAGCAUUCGAACAAGGCCACGAAGGAAGAGUUCGAAGCCAAACAGCGGGAACUGGAAUCAGCCAUGAACACCAUCAUGCUGAAGAUCAACAGGUCUGAAAGCGACUUUUGGGAGCAGCAGGCCAUUUUGCCAGAGAACGAAAAGACUAUCGAGCAGGGAGGGUACUUCCUGGACUCUGGCCUGGACAUUCGCGACUUGAUCGAGGAUCCAGACUGAGUAGCUUCGUUUGCUGCAUUUUGUGUAGCUCAAAGCCAGCCGCAGCAGAAGCAUCGCUGACUGGCCGCAGAAAUGGCGCCGUCAGAUGGCCUUUUGCCAGCCAGCCCUCCGCUUGGUAUCGGAGCCUGGCAAUGCCGACUUGGAGCACAGUAGCUGCAGCGCAAAUUUGCAGAUUUGCAAGUCAGUAGGGGCAGUGAGGCAGCAAAGUUCGCCUGCCCUUGCCCCGAUAUUUUUCAGCUUGUGCCAUCUUCCAGACUCGCGACGCGACA